AUGAGGACAUCUCUACGCGAGCCUAACGACACAGCUACUGUCGACCAUCAGCAGGACAGGUCCACGGGAUUUGCCGCCGUGACACGAGAGACACAAGCAGCGCCUCAUCCAGCAUACCAGCCGUUGCCCAGUCCAACAUCCACAAGGCUUCUCUGUCUUGAACCAGGCAAGGAAGGUUCUAUACUCAAGUUUUCAUUGAAGGUUGUGGACCUUAGCGACAACCCCGAGUACAUUGCCAUAUCCUACACCUGGGGGGAGGAUGGCGGCAACCACUCAAUUCUUGUCGACGGUACAUCCAUUCAUGUUUGGCCAAACUUAUACGCCUGUCUUUGCCAAAUGCGGACCACUAGUGCCACCCUGCCGUUCUGGAUCGACUGUUUCAGCAUCAACCAGGCGGAUCAGGACGAGAAAAGUCAACAGGUUGCUAUGAUUGGCCGGGUAUUUUCUCAAGCCGCGGAAGUGCGAGCCUGGUUGGGCGAGCAUGAGGACGAUAGCGAACUUAUAUUCUCAGGAGUUGAUCUACUUCGGGAUGUACGCUCGAGCGUUCGUGUCAUUUCCAAGGUCUGGUGUAAUCGAAUAUAUUGUACCGGAGGUCCUAUGGUCAUCCUUGUUUCGGCCUUUUUAUUUACUGGGCUUGGGGGCUUCGUCAUCAGCACAACGGAUUUUGUAUACACAGGCAUCUUCGUCAUGUGUCCGUUCUGGAUCUUCCUAAAUCUGGUCAUAUAUCUUUCGUGGCCAAAUCUGUUGCGAGACUUUCUUGCUCCUUUCUGGCGGCCCGCCGUAUACGAGUACACCUGUUACGUCUUUCCAAUACGUGCUCUGUUUGCACGUGAGUACUUCAGUCGCACUUGGAUCAUCCAGGAGAUUGUCAUGGCUAGGAGACUUGUUCUCUACUGUGGCAGCGACACAAUAGAGUGGUCGAAGUUAGUCUCAACAUACUUUGGUGUUGGGUAUGACGCUCCCCAGUUCACUGACGUCCUCCGUGGCGAGAAUACGGCUGUCAACUCAGUCAGGCGAGAUAGGUAUGCCAGAAGGAUCGAUUGGCAUACGGCACAGCUUUUCGAUACAGAUUACAAUCAUGUCGCUAGACUGGCCGUUCUAUCUGCUGGAAGACGCACGCUAUUGGAGCUCGUUGCAAUUUCCAUGCCUACCCUUUGCAAGGAAAGACACGAUCGAAUAUAUGCGCUGCUGGCCCUCGAGGACGAAGCUUCGAGACGUCGUCCUAUUGUCGUGAACUACAAGAAACCCAUGGUUGAUCUCGCUUUAGAUGUGGUGAGGGCGCGAAUUAUGCGUGUAGGGCACGACUUUGCUAAGGUAGAUGAUGUUCUUCGUUUAACGGGCGCAUUGCAUUUGGACGCAGAGGAGAAAGGUCGCGUGCUGCAAAUUUUAGGCUACAAUGCCCUUCAGAUAUAUCUCGGAAAGCGUAAGCCUUGGGUCCUCUCCCUGGCCACGUUUGAUGCGGCGUAUGUUCGACAAAUUUUAGCUGCGGCAUGA
Messenger RNA from Cyphellophora attinorum, 1494 nucleotides. RefSeq lists its product as uncharacterized. NCBI's taxonomy places the organism in Eukaryota, Fungi, Ascomycota, Eurotiomycetes, Chaetothyriales, Cyphellophoraceae. The coding region runs from base 1 to 1494 and encodes 497 amino acids. The record is from RefSeq and is a predicted model, not a curated record. The transcript has a single exon.